GUGGUUGGACGGCACGUGGAUCUUCAGGCUCGCGGGUAUCGAGUACGACUACUACGCCCACUAUGAUGAGCCGAUCUUCGAGGAUCGGCAUAUGGGUAGAUCACGGCAGCUGCCGCUGCGCGUGCCCUCGCUAGACGCCGCUGCAGCGGCGCG
Prorocentrum cordatum is the source of this 153-nucleotide messenger RNA. NCBI's taxonomy places the organism in Eukaryota, Dinophyceae, Prorocentrales, Prorocentraceae. The record is from the annotation of a GenBank genome assembly.